Messenger RNA from Cinara cedri, 10581 nucleotides. The record is from the annotation of a GenBank genome assembly. NCBI's taxonomy places the organism in Eukaryota, Metazoa, Arthropoda, Insecta, Hemiptera, Aphididae.
AUGACCACGGGUUUUAACCUCAUAGAAAAUAACACAGUAUCUCAUUAUAUUUUAGAAGUAUUCAUCGGAGGAUAUAAUUUUACAGGAAAUACUCAAACAUCAGAUAAAAUCUCAGACCAAUCAAAAGUAAAUCAUUUUUAUUAUACUAUUUUUAUUUACAGAAUGUUAAAAAUGUUAAAUGGUUUGUGUUCUUUAAUAUCAUUUGACUAUUUGAAUACGUCUUUAUACUGUUGUACUCUUGAGUACCUACGUGAUUCGUGGUUUUCUUAUAUGACUAAUAUAACAGUAUUUUGGACAUAAGAUAAUGCAAAUCCGUGAGGUUAUGUAAUUGAAUAGUUAUCAAUUUGUCAUAAUAGUCAUAGGUAAUAAAAUCUGUUACGCUGUUACGCACUAUACGUUUUAUGAAGAUGUCUGUUUUUUUAGCACUUUUUGCGGUACUUCGACAUUGUUUAAAAAAUCUAUCGAAUUUUCCAGCAAUCAACCCCAUUUUUCAGUGGUGAAUAUAAGAUAUUAUUCUGGAGUGGGCCCAACAUUUUUCAUAUUAAUUUUAAACAAAGAGCAAUAACUAUAAAAUACAGAUAAGAUUAUACAAUCAAAUAUUACCGCAUUAUCGACUAUCGUAAUAUUCGGUCUAACAGCAAUUUGAACAACGAUUUAUAAUUUCUAUUAACUCGUAUUAUUAUAACUACAAUUAUAAUUGUCAAGGGGGCCGGGGGGUCUGGACCCUCUCGGCCACCCCUUGAAUCCGCCACUGCCGUUGUCGUUCUCAAUGAUUUAUCGUUGCGUAAUGCAUACAGUAUAUAAACUAAACUACAUUGUGUAUCCCGCCAUCUCAACUUUCCACCUAUAACAGCGUUGUCUACUUGUAAGCAAUAAUAACUUUUUAAUUUAUCAAUUUCGACUUUACAAUUCGCCAUACAAUUUACAAAUAAAUACAGUUUGUAUGAUGUUACACAGAUUGUACUAUAGGUUUUUAAUUUAAAAAUGUAAUUAUAUACAAAUUAAAUAUAUUAUGUAUUUUCAAUUGCUUUGAAGAAUGAAGAAGCGAAUUUAAAAACAAAGUAUAUUAUAAAAUUAAUUUUGGACGGUGUUUUGGACACUGAAAUUGCCGGGUAUGAUAAAGGCGAAGAAGAAAAAGAAGAAGGACAUAAAGACGAAUGCGCAACUUAUUUUAACGAUCAACUAGACUUAAAUAUCGAUGAAAUAAGUCGACAGUAUAAUGUCGAGAAACCUGUUUGUAAUGCAUACACGGUUUGUUAUAACAUCGCGAACAAAGAUAAAAACGAUGAAUACAUGUCUAUGCAGCCGACAAUGAAUAAAGGUGAAACCAUAAAGAUAACGUUUUACUAUUUAUAAUACAAUACAAUUUAUUAAUUCAAACGUGUAAAAUUCGUUAAAUAUUUUUUUAUCGAGGGGGAGAGGGAAUUCUUCAAUCUUCUUUGUCCAUACCUACGUCCAAGACAUUUGUUUCUGUAGUCAUUGGUAUAUAAAUACUAAAUGUUCGGACAAUUUUUUUUUACAUUUAUGUUUUGAUUUAUAAUAAUAACUCCGUUGGUAUAGCAAUUUUAAUUAUGCCAACUAAUUUUAUACCAAACAUGAAACAUCUCUAAACCAAUAUCAAGAGACUAAUAAAUAAAGUAGGUACUUAAUUACUUUUAAUGUUUAUAGAAACCCAAGCGCGGUCGAAUGGUGAGCUUUUCCUAACUUAGUUUUUUUUAUAACCUUCAAAAAAUUUUCUUCUAAAUAAUAUAUAUUUAUUAUUUAUUAAUGUACCUAAAUACAAAGUGUACAGAAUUUAAGUUACAACAAUAAAUUGUGUUCUAUACAUAUAAUAAAAUAGAGAAUAAUGUACAUGGACACAAGGGGGGGGGAGGAAUUUGGGAGUCAACUUUUGAAAUUCAAAGGAGAACCUAUAUUAAAAAUUCCAGAGGUAGAUUGAGUAUUGGUUCAAAUAAAUUUAUGAUUUCCGUCAAUCCGUUGACGAGAUAUACCACUUUUUUCAUUUUCUUUUAGUCAUUAUUUAACACAUAAGUGAAAGAUAAAAUUAAUAUUAAAAAAAUAGGUAUUAAACUACCCACGGAUAAAGCCGAGUAAUACAGCUUUACUAGUAAAAAUAUAUAGGUACCAUCAUAGUCUUUGUUUGUCGUGUUCACGAUAAAAUGAUGAGUGAGUUAAAUAUAUACUGUUGUAAGGGUUGAGCGUAUAGCGCAAUUACAAAUUUUAUUCCGGCUAACUCCAUAAUCUUAAUUACCAUUUGUUGCAAAUGAGUAAAUCCGAGACAAUAGCUACACUGCUAUUGUCACGGGUCCGAUUGGAAUUUUCAUUGAUGAUUUAUAAACAUGUGCCUAGAGAUUGUACAUUGAAAUCAGGAAAAAACUCCAAAAUAUAGGAAAAAUAAAUUUCAUAGCAACAUAUAUUAUCGUAAUAUUAAUUACGAAUAACCAACUUACCUGCCAUUUAAAAUUUUAAUAAUAAUAAUACACUAUCCUAUCCUCUGACUAAAGUAACGAUAAACCAAUUUCCACUAUUUAUUUCUUGAUUCUUAACAAUUUUUUGAAUUGCAUUAUAUUGAUUGCAUUAAUUUAAAUAAGCUUCAUAUUGUUUACUUUUAAAUUUAAAAUUUGGUAUCAUUUUUGAAGAGUUGGGUUUUCAUGAUUAAAUACAUUUUAGGUUUAGCCUCUGAGUUAAUACUUCAUUUUAUUAAUCAACAAAAAUAUACAGAAAACAGAAAUACAUGAGUACAUAGCAAUGUUAUAUUAUAUAUUUCUAAAAGUUAAAAGUUAAUAAAUUGUUUUGUAUCAGUCUUGUCUUUUUAUGAAAUAAUUUUAAUUUCACAACUUAAUUAUUAUUAAUUAUUUUUAAUGAUAGACGAAAAUAUUUCAUCACCAUCAAUAUUGCAAUCCAAUUCAUCUCUGUCUGAUUUUGGUUAUUACUUUGAUUAUAGGUUAAUGAAAUAUCAUAACCAAACGAAAUAAACGGUUUUGAUAUUUGGUUAUUGAUAAAGUAAUGAUUAGAUACUUAGCCAGUAGUUUUUUUUUAUUAUCAAUUAAUAUUAUUUCUUAUAACCACAAACAUGUCGUUUUGCCAUUAACCAAAAUCAUGUAACCAUAACUGUUAAUGAAUAUAACCAGAUCAAUCGCCAAAACACACCUCAUGUUUUUUAUAUUAUUAUGUUUUUUUAAUUUAUUAUCAUUUAUCAAUUAUAACUUUUUUUGGACCUUCUUUUACAAUUUUUUUAUGGACUCAUGGAAAAAACAGUUUUUUUCGAGUAUUUUUCUAAUCUUUCCGUUAUUUUGAACACUACACGUACCAACUAUUUUGGUGCACUUUUGACUCAGUUUUAACCGCUGUCUACUUACGUGUAGAACUGUAGUCGUACGAACGAUGUUUUUUUGGGACUUGGUAACCAUUAUAAGGGUAUAUUACUAUUGGAUUCAUUGAAUAAGUCGUGACGUGAAUGUCAUCCUCUCUAUCGUUUCCCUAAAAAGCAUUGGUCUAUAAAUUUGUAUUUUUAUUGACAUCGGGCAUGUCCCGUAAAAAAAAAUAAAAAAAUAAAUAAUCAAAUAAACUAUUUUUUUUAGGAGUCAUCUGUAUUUUCGCCUGUGUACCUAAAACAUUAAUAACACUUUUACAAAGGUAAGUACAAUAAGGUAUAUAUUAUUGUUAUUAUUAUUUUACCGUGAUGAAAAUAUAUUAUGCUACUCCAAUGCGUCUAAAUAAAAUCAUAGCACAAGAAUAAAAUUGUUUUAUAUUUAAGAGCUUCAUGAAUGAGUAUUAUAGUAGGUAAUUAUUUUAGUGAAAUUUUGUAAAACAUUCAAGUUUAACAAUUAAAAUAUGAUAAUUUGAUUGUUAUUUAAAGAUAUAUUUGUAUGUAUACGUGAAGCUGAAUCUAUUAAAAAGAUCCAAUAACUUAGUGCUUAAACACAUGUAAAAAUAAAAUAAGACGGCAUUAAAAAAAAUGCCGUUUCAUCAGAAUUUCCCAUUUUAUUUAUUGUAAUUAUAGGCUCACAUUCGAUCCACGUCAUAAUGUUGCGGCAAUAAUGUCGUGAUUAAACAUUUUUGCGAUCACAACAAUUUCGCAAAUUUAAACAUUUCGCUGUAAUAAUUAUAAUCUGUAUUUAGUGUGAUUUAUAUACAGUGAGGUUAGAUUAAAAAUAAUAAUUUCUUAAAUUUCGUAAACUUGUAGUUAUCAUUUAAACAGUUUAUAUACCUAGUCAAAUUAGUUAUUAAAAAAUAAUUGUAUUAUUUAUAUUAUAAUUGGUACUGAAAAUUGUGGAAUACUCCGCGUAAGUAGUAGUCAAUCGAUUUUUUUUCGUACUCAUUAACAACGUUUAAUAGUCUUAAAGCCGAGUCUUUGUAAUUUUUUUUUUGCCGGAAAUUCGAAAUCAGCAAUAUAUGUAUUGAACAAUGUUCAAUUUUUAAAUUAUUUUAGCAUUCAUCAUAAUAAAAUUGCAUAAAGUUUAAUCUCCGUUCAUCUUAAAAUAUGAUAACUUGACAAAAAAAAUUUUACCUUUAAAAAUUGUAUAGAUUUUUUUUAUGUAGCGACAGUUUUGCGCAUGCGAUGUUUUUAACGGCGACAUUUUGACCGCGAUAUUAUUGCUACGACAUUUUGACGGGAUACCCCUGCCUGCAUUCCUUUUUUCCAAACUCCUUUUUCUAAUAAAUAUAUUUUACUUACUUUUUACGAACUCUUUAUGUUUCUGAAAAAAGGACUCUAAUAUAUAAUUAUUUCAGGAACCCUUUUGAAAUUAUGGUUUGCGAGAAAACCGAAAGUGAUGAAAAAGUGUUCGGCAUAAUUUCACUGUCACUGAGUGGUGCGAUGGGGUUUACUGAUGCGAUCGCCUAUCAUUUUUACGAAAAAGGAUAUAGCAUGCAUUCGCACACCAGCGAACAUCUCUGCGACGUGAGAAGCAUAGACGGCACCCAGUCCGUCGGGGAUAUUUUCGUACGUUUUAAAUUGACGUGCUGCGGGCCCAAAGCGAAGGAAGUAAAUCAAAUUUGGCUUAAAUUAAAUGAUCGGUCGUCACAACAGGACCCAGUAUUUGUGAACGACGAUCCGUUUGACUAUACAUUUCACAAAUGUGUUUUAAAUUUUCCGCCAAAAUCAAUAUACGACAAAAUAGAAAAGUCGAAAAACAAAAUAAAAUCGAAUAACCCGGAAAUCAAAAAAUUGCUAAGAUAUAAAAGGUAACUACAGUUGUUGUUGCUGUUGUUAUUAUUAUUACUGUAUUAUUAUUAUAACGAAAUCCGUUUGAGUAAUGCGACUACAAUGACGAUGUUAUAAUAAUAAGGGUAAUUCGAAACAAAACACAUGAAACCGCCUGAACAGCGCGGAAACUCGAAAUAUUAUACUGUUCAUUUAGCGUUUACGUUUGUCACGUUACUUAAUAAUUAUACAUAAUGAUAACAUAAUGAGAGACAUUCAUUGUCUCGAAAAUUGUUAAUCUAUUUUCAGAAUUAGAUUUUUAGACAAUUUUAGAAAUUAGUAGCUCUAAAAUAUUACAUUAUUGUUAUGUUUUGUACUAUACAUAACGCCGUACGUCAUGUCACUACACACAUGACGCUCCACUGUUUUCUCCACUGACAUUUUUUAUAUAGUUUGCUAUUUGAAAAUUAAAAGUGGGUAGUGGUUUCACGUUUAGGAGAUUUCACGUCAUAUGAUCAAAUGGCUUGUGUUCAAAUGAUAAGUAUGGAUAGCCACAAGGAUCACAAGAAAUAUGGAUAGUGUAACAUUUUAGAGCUGAUGGUUUCUUACAUCAUCUAAAAAAUAAUUUCCGAAAUAAUAAUAAAUAUCUUAACAUUAUGUCGAUCAAGCUCCACACUAUUUGUGUCAAAUUCAUUAGCGUUGGGUGUCAAGUGAAUAAUAAUUCAUCAUGAAUCAUCAGAAUUAUUUUAUUUUAUUUAUUUCACUACUAAAAAAUAUACACGUUAAAUCUAUUUUCGGAGUUAAUAUUCAAUAAGAAUUUAUUUUUCCUCUUUAUAUAGGACAAUGUAUUUCGAUUAAAAAUUAUUAGAUUAGUUUAUCAAAUAUACUGAUAGACGAUUCAAAAGUGAAAUAUUGACUUUUUUUCAGCAUUAAAAAUUAUACAAAAAGAGGCCUGUGCUCUUGUCCCUGCAAUGAAAUAUUAAAAGCGGCCAAAAGUUUAAUGACUGAAAAAACAUAAACAUUGUGUUUCCAUCAAAUUUUGAAAAUUUAGAAAAUUGGAAGAAAAAAAUAAUACACUAGCUAAUAGCUAUUAUUAUAAUAGCUAAUUAAAAAAUAGUACCGACAAAACUUGUUUGUUUGAUGGUAAUUUACUACUAACAAUUUGAUUUGUACUAUAUCCAAUUAAAAAAAUAUAUUUCGACUCACGUAAACUAUCCCUGGUAACCAUUGUAAGUCACUAAAAUAAAAUGUAUGACGUACAAAAUUUGAAAAUUUAAUACUCAACAAUUUUAGAGAAUAAAGAAUGUAGAUAAUAUAUUAUUUGAUUGUCUGAGUCAUAAAAAUUAUCUUUAGGUAAUAAUCGCAAAAUAUGGGUGCUGGGUAAAGUGCAUAUUAUUUAUUUGUGCAAUCGACCGAUAGCCGAUAAUCAUUAUGAUUUUUUUUUUUUGACCUUUUAGUUCAAAUAUUUAAAAAAGCUUUAAAUUUAUAAUCUAAAGAAUUUAUCGUGAGAUUCUUUUCUCUAGAGUUAUGUUAGUUUUAUAACAAAAACUUAACGAUUUUGAAAAAUUUUCUAUAUUUGUAACUUCAGAGCAGUAGUGGCACGGGUUAAAUUUAUUUGAUUUGUCUAAAACUUUAUUUAUAUGAUUAUUUUUAGUAAUGGAACUUAUUAGGGGGGAGUAAUUUGAAAAAUUUGGUUAUUUUUUUUUUCAUACAUAAUAGAGGACCACCCUACUAGCUAUCGCAAAAGACAAAUUGCAACAAGACAUUGAGCAAGUUCAACGAAAAUUAAACCACCAUUUAAAAGAACAGGAGUAUCAACGCUAUAAAACACGCAAUAUUAACGACGUUGACACAAAGAUUAUAAUGGAAUUAACAAAACGUGGAUUGGACAUCGACCCAUUAAAAACAAAAAUAAGCAAGAAUGACACACAGUGGGUUACAUGGAUAUCUGAAAAAACCAACUCAGUCGAAAUAACAACUCCGAGUUUCGAUGGUGUACAUUAGGGUGGCCCUUAUUUUACGAUAUUGGAUUUUCUUCAGUCUCACCCCAUAAAUUACUUUCAAUAUACAAGUAUAUAUACAAAUUAUGUGCACAAAAUUUCAUGUCGAUAGAUUAAGUUUAACUCGUGCCCUCUAGUUCUUAAAAUUCGAAAGCACGAUUUUAUUCAAAUAACCACGGUUUUAUUUAAAUUUUUUAUUAAUAUCUCGUUUUAACUAUUUCAUAUAAAAAUACGUAUAUGACAUUAUUUAUUGUAAAUAAAUUUUCUAUAAUUCUUGUUCAAUAGAGGUUUUUGACUAACGUAAUAUUUUUUUUUAUAUAUAAUUAAUUAUGAAUCAUUAUAAAAAACGUAAAUAUUUUACAAGUUUACAAAUUAUGUAAUAUCAUUAAUACCUAUUAUAUUACGUUUUUAUUGUCUUAUUUUUUUUGAAAACUGAUUUAAUUUAUUAUCUGAAAUAAGCACAUAGCACACUCUAUAAUAAAAUUAUUUGAUUUGAUUAUCUUUUAAUCUUGAAAUGAUUCGAAAAAGUUUUAAGAAUAGACUACUCUAAAAAAUUGACGGUAAAUUUUUACAUAUUUGUAUAUAAAAUACAGGCAUUACGUGUAAUUUUUUUGUAAUAUGCGUAAAGUAAAAUUCAACCUAAACGAAAGUGCAAAACUUGUUAUCCAAGAAAUAGUUGUAUUUUUGCAAAAACCUCGCAUUCCAGUAAGACAAGAAUACAAUAACAUUAAGAAGCUGGAAUCAUUAUACGAAGAAUAGAAAACUUUACAGAAACAUGCAACGAGAAAAAUCGAAAUAAAUAAGAAAAAACAAGAAUGUUUUGUGAAUGAGUUGGAUGACCUUUUUGAUAUUGCACAUAUAAAUGCAUUGGAUAUUAUUAAAAUAGAAAUAGAUAGACAAUUCUCACUAUCUCAAAGAGAAAAAGGUAAAAUUGGUUGUAUGCUUGGUAAAGAUAAAAAUGUACAUAAACCUGAAAAAAGAGUAAUUACUCGGUUAGAAGCAGUUACAAAAAGGAAAAAGAGAGCUUAUGGAGAAAUUGAACAAGCAAGUAAAACUGUAAAUUUCUAUCAAACUAUUUUAAAUUAUUUUAUAAAUUUAAUUUAUAUUAGGACGUACUGUUGACAGCGAAAUAAUUUUGUAGUAAUACAAAAAAUAGAAAAAACAAAAAGGAGGGUAUAAAAGGGGUUAUGGGGGGAAUCCUGCACACAACAACAACUACGCUCCACCAACUUCUUUCGAGGAUUUCUCUAGCUCUAGCUCCGACUUUUAGCAGCUAUAAUCACUCGUGUUCGAUUUAUUUAUUAAUUUACAUUGAAACCAGAUUUCUGGUAUAAAACGUGCUCACAUUAUAAACAUUUUUUUUUUUUUUAAAAGACAUCACUGUAAAACCAUAAGGUUCUUCGUUACUUUCAAAAUCUAAAAAAAAAACACACAUCAGAAGCAAAACCUUAUCACUAGACACGAAUUUUCUCCAAACAAGUUGAUGGAUUUUUAAAAAUUAUUGUUUAAUUAUUUAAAAGGUAAAGUUAAAUUUUUGAGUAGUAGGGAAAUGAGGAUUCAGCACCCUCCUCCUCCUCCUCCUCCUCCUCCUCUUCAUCGAUCUAUAUUUUUCCCCACCCCGUUUUUCUAAAAAUGAGUAACUAUAAUUUAUGGUUUAUACUUUGAUAAUAACAGCUGCUGACAUAUGUGGUCAAAACAAAAAAAUUUAAUUUAAUGUAGUAUUUUUUUGUUAUAAGAAUUUUAAUAUCAAAUUUCGAUAAAAAUUGUUUUAAUUAAAAAUAUGGAACAAAUCUAGUUACUGGUCUGUACAAAUUGGUCCAAUGUUUAUAUUAGUGGUUUUCAACCUUUUUGGAUCCACGGUUCUUCUGAAUUUUAAGUCCAAAUUAACCUCCCUUACGAAUAAUGAUUGCAGUAAAAAUUAAAAUGAAUGAAUUUAUAGUAUUACUCUACUAUCUACUAUAUUUACUAUAGACUAUUUAUACUAAACCUCGACGCCCCUGGGAGCCGCGACGCACAGGUUGAAGAUCACUGGUAUAUAUAUUAUACUAUAAUAUUGACAUAUAUAUUUAUAUAUAUAUAUAUAUAUUGUUAAAAAUCAAUAUUAUUACCAAGUUCCGCUCAGAAUCAUUUUUCGUUAGUAAUGAUUAAUCUUUUCUUACAGAUACACAUUAAAUUCCUCUCUAUAUCCUACCAUCCCAACUUCUCAUCUAACAACAGUGGUCCACCCUUCGUGCGAAGUAUGUCACUGUGUCCUUUUUUACUAUGUUUUUAUUAUUUUCUUAUGUGUUAUUGAAAUUAUGUCAGUGCUUUAUAUUUGAUCGCGUGUAACUAGUUCUAAAAGAACUAAGACGGUGCUGGAGUUAAUCGAAGGAAACCUAUCAGAAUUUAGAUAAUGAUGGUAUUAAUAAACAAUCUCCAGUCACCAAUUACAUCUACCAAAUAUGAAGCGUUUUACAGAGUAGUAGGGAAAUGAGGAUUUAUCCCCCUCCCCUUCUCCUCCUAUUCAUCGACCUAUAUUUUCCCCCACCCCUUUUUUCAAUUAUUUUCUAUAUGCAACACGUACUCGGUCUAUUUUGACCACACCCCCUUAUUUUUCCCACCUUAUCAGUUACUUACUCGACUUACUCUCAUCGUUAUCAUAUACCUAUCACUUUUAUCACAAGCUAUACCUGCUGUUGCCGUUGUCAUGCACCUAUUGUUAUCGUUAUACUUGUGAUUAUUAAAUUUGAUUUAUGUACAAAUAAUAUACCUACAUACGUCACACACAUCACAUAUAUACACACAAAUAUCGGAUUGUUUUGUUGUUUAAUUAUGUAGAUACUCUAAAUCAAAAAUUUGUCAAAAAUGUGUUAAAUAUUAUUUAAUUUUUUUAUAUACAUCUUACAUACCAUUUGGUUCAUCAUAGAAUAAUAUACCGCAAGUGUCUAGAUAAUGGAUGGACCAUGAACUCACCAACUAUCCUUCAGUUCACCAAGUGAUUUCUCUCGCCUUUUAUUAUUUUCCGCCCUCUUUAUUUUUAAUAGUAUUUUUCGAAAAAAUGUUUGCAUGUAUCGUUUGUUCUCGUUCAUUCACUAGAAUGGAUAAUUUAAAACGUCAUUUGAAUAACCACAAUAACCUCACAUUUCCAUGUACUGAAUGUACAAGAAAAUUUACGGUGAAAAGUAAUCUCGCCUGUCAUCAGAAAACCAUGCACAUUACGUAUACUAUUUUAUUAUUAUUAUAUUAUAUUCUUUAAUAAUUUGUAUCUCAUUAGACACAAUACAAAUCGCGCCAUCGAUAUUUGAACCCGUACAACAUGCAGCCCCAACGACAUCGGGAGCCGGUAGCCCGGAAGACAUAAAUAAUGACGAUGAAUGCUACAAAAUAUUGGACCGCGUUGAUGAUCUAUCAGACUCGGACGUUAAUUUUUUUUUCGAGAGUAUUAAAAAGAGAUAA